AUGUCCGGGAGUCGUUUGAUGCCUGAGGACAUUCGGAAGAAUCUCUGCACUCAUCUCAUUUACGCAUUUGCUGACAUCGACCCGUCUACAUUGCAGAUAAUUCCCAUCGGACAAGACGACGCUCAUUCCUCAGGUCUAAGAACACUUUAUUUUGUAGAACUGAACAUGUACGAGCAGCUGUUGGCUAUCAAAAUCUCCCUUAAUGUCAAGUUAUUGAUUUCUCUUCGCAUCCCUCAGCUAAAUUUCAUGCCUUUUGGAGCUUCAAGGUUUUUGAUUCUGGCUAGGAACGCCCUCGACUUUAUGUGCGACAUACAUAAUUUUGACGGAAUUGAUAUAUUUGGUUCAACGGAUGGUCUUGAAGUGGUUAUUAAGUUAGCAAAAGUACACCUUUGUGGUCAAUGA
Molecule: messenger RNA, 402 nt
Organism: Octopus sinensis (East Asian common octopus)
Lineage: Eukaryota; Metazoa; Mollusca; Cephalopoda; Octopoda; Octopodidae
Product: probable chitinase 10
Exons: 1
Coding region: 1-402 (133 amino acids)
Biological process (GO): carbohydrate metabolic process
Source: RefSeq, a predicted model, not a curated record